CGCGGGGGCUGGGAGCGGGCCCGGCUGGGGCUGAUUUACGGCUCUGCUGAAAACCGUUUCGCUCCCGCAGCAGCAGCACCGGCCGCGGCGGCAGCAGCAGCGGCUGCAGCUGCAGCAACAAGUCGGGACUUUUAGAGUAAUGCAACAGAAGGCUUUUGAGGAAAGCAGAUACCCCUGGCAGGAGUCCUUGGAAAAUGUUGCUGUGUGCCUGCCUUUCCGCUGCCCGAGGUGUGGAGACCAUACCAGAUUUAGAAGCCUGUCGUCGUUGAGGGCCCAUCUGGAAUUCAGUCACAGCUACCAGGAAAGAACCCUCUUGACAAAAUGCAGCCUCUUUCCAUCCCUCAGAGACACAGACCUAGUCACCUCCUCAGAGCCCCUGAAACAGGGAAAAUUGCAGAGUUGUGGCAACGUGGUGAAGCAGAAGCCGAGCUAUGUUAACUUGUAUAGCAUUUCGCACGAACACUCCAAGGACAGGAAGCCAUUCGAAGUGGUGGCGGAGAGACCUGUGUCCUAUGUGCAGACCUACACUGCAGUGGACCUCCGUGCAGACUCGCUGGAUGGGCCGAGGUCGAGUCCCGGGCUUCCCACCCCAGACACCAAAGCUGCUUUUGAGGCACAUAUCAGAGAAAAGUUCAAUCGGAUGGUCGAGGCCGUGGACAGGACCAUCGAGAAGAGAAUCGAUAAACUCACCAAAGAUUUGGCCCAGAAAACUGCCGAACUGUUGGAAGUUCGGGCAGCUUUUGUUCAGCUGACUCAGAAAAAGCAGGAAGUUCAGAGACGCGAGCGGGCCCUGAAUAGACAGGUAGACGUGGCCGUGGAGAUGAUCGCGGUGCUCAGGCAGCGCCUGACUGAAUCCGAGGAGGAGCUGCUCAGGAAAGAGGAAGAAGUUGUUACAUUCAACCAUUUCCUCGAAGCAGCAGCUGAGAAGGAGGUUCAAGGGAAAGCUCGGCUCCAGGACUUUAUUGAGAACCUGUUGCAACGGGUAGAACUGGCGGAAAAGCAGUUAGAGUACUAUCAAAGCCAGCGGGCUGCCGGCCUUGGCCAAGACAUCAGUGAGCACGUGCUUACAGAUAUCUCCUCAAAUAGGAAACCCAAAUGCCUAAGCCGAGGGCACCCACAUUCUGUGUGUCACCACCCCGAUCUCAAGGCCCAUUUUCAUCCAAAGGGAAGGAGCUACCUGAAAAAAGCCAAGGAGGACAGAGCCAGCAAGCAGCCUGCCAAGUCCAUUCACGAACAGGCUGAGUCCCCAAGAGAACUCUGCAGACCACCGAAGAAAGGGGAGCUUCUGGUGUUUAGCCGGAAAGGCAACGUCAGGCCCAAAAUGGCCAAAAAAAAGCCAACAGCAAUCGUGAACAUCAUCUGAAGGGGUGGGUGGCUCUGGACCACCAUCGCUGGGCUUUGGGGAAUGUUGUUCUAGGGGCCAAGAGUAAUGUUCUUUUGGGCACAUCCCAGAGUAGGACACGUUGGGAAAGCAAAGGGUAUAAUAAUUUAUUUCAUGUCCGUACAGGUGCCUGGAUUAACCAGAAUUUAACAAACAGAAAUCUCAGUGAACCAGAAUUUUUUUACAGCCCCUUUUUAGAAGCAAGAGGCAAAUUACAGAAAUAAUUUCAAAAAUGAAGACAGUCUUAUCCCAAAGUUUUAGUAAAACAAAGUUCCAACUUCUAAAAUAAUUAGCCCAGUCUCCAGUAGUUUCCAGAUCUGGGAUUCUAUGCAGUGGUCAUUCAUUCUCAGACCCAAGGCCACACAAGAUGUCAGGUACAGGGAAAAAAUUCAUCUGUGUCCCCUGCUCUCUGAAUUGUGAGGCAAGGAAUGGGAAUGUAAAGUUCUGUUAGUAGCAGUAAAAUAAAAGUAUUUUUGUUUGUUUCUAACCUUCCCCUCAAUUAAUUUGGAAGCCUCCAAAAUAAGGAUGCUUGUUUCGUCGAGUAUUCUGGUUAAUCAAGAUUUCAGUGUUUGGGUUGCUUCAGGGACUCGUUCAGUCAGACUUCAGUUCUCAUUUUGAUGGACUGUUUUCCGGUUUGUUUGAUUCAGGCUUUUUGUUUCCCUGGAUGCAUGUUUAUUCCAAUUUCGGUGCACCUCUGCUCUCUUUGGCUGAGUACUCUCCACCCUAAGACUGUGCUGCCAGCCUCUGUCCUAA
Molecule: messenger RNA, 2134 nt
Organism: Ceratotherium simum simum (southern white rhinoceros)
Lineage: Eukaryota; Metazoa; Chordata; Mammalia; Perissodactyla; Rhinocerotidae
Gene: ZNF365
Product: zinc finger protein 365
Biological process (GO): telomere maintenance; regulation of neuron projection development; regulation of double-strand break repair via homologous recombination
Source: RefSeq, a predicted model, not a curated record